Molecule: messenger RNA, 2608 nt
Organism: Cladophialophora immunda
Lineage: Eukaryota; Fungi; Ascomycota; Eurotiomycetes; Chaetothyriales; Herpotrichiellaceae
Exons: 2
Coding region: 247-1047 (266 amino acids)
Biological process (GO): intracellular protein transport; protein localization to organelle; Golgi to plasma membrane protein transport
Cellular component (GO): Golgi apparatus
Molecular function (GO): GTP binding; GTPase activity
Source: RefSeq, a predicted model, not a curated record
CAAUAUCACAGAAGUCCAAGAAGGUGAAAUACCGGCUCGCUCUCCCACUGUCAAUAACUCCCUCUGUUGAAGGACCUUUGGGCUUCCUUGUCGUCGUCCCGGAGAAGGUGCUGCUCGGAGAGCACGAGAAAAUAUUGCAACAAUGAUACACGUGGCAGAAUUGCCAGUGGGCCAUAGAUUCUAUUCUCUUGUUCUUCGAUUACGCUCUCAAUAGACCAUAUCCUUCCCUUUCGUGUUUCGCGCAACAUGUAUCACCUCGUCCGCUCCCUGUACCUCUAUGCAACCAGCAAGCCAGAGUACUCCAUCAUCCUCCUAGGCCUCGACAAUGCCGGCAAAACCACCCUUUUGUCACAGAUAAAAGCGCUUUAUAACACCACCGCAGACCCCGUCGCUGGCCAGACAGGCGAUGCUCCUGCUUCGGACACCGCAGGCAAUACUGUGCCCACCGUCGGCCAAAAUGUUGCAACUAUCGACCUGCCCGAGAUGUACUUGAAGAUCUGGGAUGUGGGUGGACAAAUGAGUCUAAGAAAGCUAUGGAUGAGCUACUAUAAGAGCGCGCAUGCCGUGGUGUUUGUGGUGGACAGCACGGACAUAGGGAAUGGAGAGAUCGACGGGGCACCACAAACCCCCGGGUGGCACGGGCGUAAGAAGAGCUAUAUUGGAAAGGGUGGUGACGAAGACGAGCCACAGACUCCAUGGACUCCAAUGACGCCCAUGACGCCAGGGUUUUUCUCGUCUGGAUUGCCUCAGGGUCGACUGGACGAAUGUCGAGCCGUUCUAGAAAGCGUACUCGAGAAUGACGACACUGCUGGGAUUCCGAUCUUGAUUUUGGCCAAUAAACAGGACAGGGAAGAUUGCCUCGAGGUUGUCAGGAUCAAGGAAGGCUUCGUGAAGAAAGUUUUCGAAGGUGAGAAAGGGGGAAUGGUUCGUGACAGUCGUGUCCUACCAGUAAGCGCGCUGAAGGGGACAGGAGUAAAAGAGGCUGUCGAAUGGGUCAAAAGCCGGGUUGUGUGGAACAAAGAAAGUCGUCCACCGAUCAUGAGGUAAACAUUGUCUAUCUGAUGGUCCAUGACAAGCGUCAUAUGUUGCGAGAUUCUUCCACUACCAAGAUGAUACUGGUCCAGAGAGAACAACCCCGACGUCCGCUGUCUCCGCAAAGAUGCCUCAUGCCACUCAAGCCCCAGGUGUCUCAAUUUUGAGCAAAGCAGCUGCAGUGUCCCUCACAGUCACUUCUAAGGGUGUCCACUCGUACUGGAACACUUCAUCUACGUCCUUCGUAUCGAGCCUCGGAAGUGUCAGAGUGGAAGCCUCGUCAUUAUCCUCGCCAAUACGAUCCGAGAUAUUCAACGCAGACUCCUUCCGCAACGCAUCGGCAAUCUGAUUGAAGAUCAUGGGAUGCCCGACGACAAACCGCUUAUUUGCUGCCCUGGGAUUCCUGAGUGCAGCGAUUUGAACUUUCGCGAGGUCGCGGACAUCAAUCUAUACCCAAGCCUAGUUCAGCUUUGCGGCAACCAAAAAGGCGAUUCACGGGCAUUCUUGGAAAAGAGAAGUGGACUCACGCAUCCUGGAAACGCCGUCGCUGGCACCUUCCCACCCUCGCCCUUCCUGCUGUUCAUGAUACCAUAAAUCAGGCCGUUGCUGAAAUUGAUCUUCUCUACCCCACCCACUUUCUGCAACAUGGGACCAAAGAUCAAGGGCGGCAUGAAGUUGGUCACGGUGAAGGAAGGCUUUUCUUCUUCCACGAACUUCCAAAUGGCUUGCUCGGCGAGCUUUUUGCCAACGCAGUACGAGAUCUGGGAACAAACAAAGCGGUGGUGUUAGCGAGUGCUCUGGAAACCGGAAGGACUCCAGAACUCCAAAAUUCCUCGUCUACUUUGACAGAACCACUUCCCUGGGUGGAUGAUGGAAAGAAAACUGAGAGAAGACUCACAUAAUUACUCUCCGCCUGCACCGCAUCCUCCCUUCCCAAGGGCAACCACUCCCCGCUGCCGAAAACUCGGCUCUUGAUGUCCUCCUGGUUGCCGAGUGUGAUCGCGUUCAGACUCCCCGUAACACUCACGGCUCUCACAUUCUUCCCGUACGCCUUGGCGCUCUGGAGCAAACCCAGAUUUCCCAGCACAUUGGGCUUCUCAAAGGACUCCUCAAAGCUCGUGCUGUCGGGGAUAUCGACCAUGGGCGCCGCCACGUGAACAAUGUACUCGAUGUCUGGGUGUGCCUGGAAGACAGAGUCGAAAGCGCCGGGGACGGUGAAGUCGGGGACUGGGUGGAUUUUGAUCUUGGACACGGGCCACGACGGGUUGUUGGCGAGCAGCGAUUCGGCGGAAGACGGGGAGCGAACGGCAAUAACAACGUUGUGAUUCUGGGCGAGCAGCUCAUCGAGGACUGUAGCCCCCACGAACCCUGAUCCGCCGGUUAACAGCGUUGUGCUGGUGGACAUACUGACGACAGAUGGAACUGGGAUUUCAGAGUGACCUCGAAACCUCUAACUUUCAGGCAAACGAUAGCUAUAAGAUAUAGUGGAAAGGCGUGGAGGAAAGAUAUUGAAAUAGAUUGGGUUCGACUUGAAUUUGUGAUACCUACUUAUACUGCUGGUUUGCUUCAAUCACCU